Molecule: messenger RNA, 357 nt
Organism: Dicrocoelium dendriticum
Lineage: Eukaryota; Metazoa; Platyhelminthes; Trematoda; Plagiorchiida; Dicrocoeliidae
Source: the annotation of a GenBank genome assembly
AUGACCGCAUGCUCUGUCAUUAAAGUCAGUCGUGAAAAUUCGUCCAAAGGUCUUGAUUCACAUUUCUCAAAGCUAUAUCGCACUGGGUCGGAUGGACGUAAGACGACUACAGACGUUGCUAUCCCGCGUUCUAGCAAAUGCGUUAAAAAUUCACGAAGUUCAGCCAAGUAUCCUGAUCUAUCCAAACAGACCGUGAAGGCGUGCGAACCUCAAAGCACUAAUUUAUUCCCCUAUGUUAAAAAUGAUGGAGCGCACGAUGCGUGCUCUGAGAAACUUAGUGCUGAGGAACGGUUAUCGGUAUUUGAACGUUAUGGAUUCAUCAGCACACAAUCAAAAUCAGUGCGCCCUCUUCCAACG